This is a messenger RNA of Coffea eugenioides, 1873 nucleotides long. RefSeq names its product aspartic proteinase nepenthesin-1-like. Gene Ontology annotation, cellular component: extracellular region. The coding region runs from base 397 to 1734 and encodes 445 amino acids. Gene Ontology annotation, biological process: proteolysis. The record is from RefSeq and is a predicted model, not a curated record. NCBI's taxonomy places the organism in Eukaryota, Viridiplantae, Streptophyta, Magnoliopsida, Gentianales, Rubiaceae. Gene Ontology annotation, molecular function: aspartic-type endopeptidase activity. The transcript has a single exon.
GUUGGUGGAGAAAAGCAUGUUCUAAGACGUGGGAUUGCUUCAUACUAAAAUUGAAAGAGUUCUUCAAGAAGUGUAUUUCUCCUCUUCCUUCAACAGCCAUCCAUAAGACCAGGUUAAUUUGAGUGAAAGCUGCUGUAAUAUUUCAUCCUCUUCAGGAGUUGAUUUAGCCCAGAUUUGCUUUUUAUUGCCCAGAUGCCACUUUUAUCUCGGUCCUGCCUCAGCCUUUUCCGGGGGAUCAUCCAUUCCGCCAGUUCCUGAUUUUCAGGAAAUUCUUGGAUAGAUUGCGUUCUUUGUCAUCCCACAUUUUUCCGUCAAUAAGUACUAUAUAAGUAGCAGGUUUUGUGUUUAGCUUCUGUACAAUACCCAACUUAGACACUUGAGUAGCAAACAAAGAAAAUGGCUUCAUUUCAACAGGCUUUUUCGUCCGUGGUAUUAGUAGUACUAGCAGUGGCAAUUUUAUUCGUUACACCGACAUUUUCCACUUCAAGAAAUGCAAUUAUGAAGGAUGAAAAAGUGCAGAAGGCAACAGGAUUUCAGGUAACUCUCAAACAUGUCGAUUCAGGAAGUAAUCUGACAAAAUUUGAGCUCUUGCAGCGUGCAAUGAAGCGUGGACGACAAAGGUUGAACAGGCUUAGUGCUAUGGCAUUAGCUGAAUCAGAUCAUGAUGUCAAAUCUUCAGUUCAUCCUGGAAAUGGAGAGUUUCUCAUGCAGUUGUCCAUGGGGACGCCAUCAACUGCUUAUUCAGCCAUAAUGGACACUGGAAGUGACCUGAUUUGGACUCAAUGCAAGCCUUGCCAGCAGUGUUUUGAUCAAUCUACACCAAUCUUUGAUCCCAGGAAGUCAUCUUCAUUUUCCACACUUUCAUGCUCUAGCAGCCUGUGUGAAGCAUUGCCAAUGUCCUCUUGUGGUACUGAUGGAUGCGAGUAUCUCUACACUUAUGGGGAUUAUUCCACCACCCAAGGAGUUAUGGCUGCUGAAACCUUUACAUUUGGUGAAGUUUCUGUCCCAAAAGUUGCAUUUGGCUGCGGUGAAGAUAAUGAAGGUAGCGGAUUCGGCCAAGGAGCUGGUCUGGUGGGAUUAGGCCGCGGUCCAUUAUCGCUUGUAUCUCAACUUGAUGAACCAAAGUUCUCCUAUUGCCUAACUUCCAUUGAUGAUAGCAGCACUAGCACUCUUCUAAUGGGAUCUUUGGCUAAUGCCAACAACUCGGACACGGCAAGUAGAACCACGCCUUUAGUGGUAAAUCCAUCACAACCAUCAUUUUACUAUCUUUCCCUUGAAGGGAUUACAGUUGGUGGCACUCGCUUACCUAUCAAGAAAUCUACUUUUGCACUCAAUAGCGAUGGAAGUGGAGGCAUUAUCAUUGACUCCGGGACUACACUCACUUAUUUGGAGAAAAGUGCGUUUGAUCUAGUCAAGAAAGAGUUCACUUCUCAGAUGAAACUUCCAGUGGACAAAUCAGGCACAUCAGGGCUUGACCUUUGUUUCACAUUGCCAUCAGAUGCAAGUGACAUUGAAGUUCCAAAGUUGGUUUUCCAUUUCAAGGGUGCAGAUGUGGAUUUACCAGGUGAAAAUUACAUGAUUGCCGAUUCAAGCGUGGGUCUAGCAUGCUUGGCAAUGGGAAGUUCAAGUGGAAUGUCAAUUUUUGGCAAUGUUCAGCAGCAAAACUACUUAUUGCUUCAUGAUCUCCAGAAGGAGACUUUGUCAUUCAUCCCAACAAAGUGCAAUCAAUUGUGAACAGCUCUUUGCAAUUUAUUGGUGUCCUCCUCAAUAUACUUGCAUUUGCUGCUUGUGUGGCCAAAUUAAUGACUUUACCUUGAUGACCUUGUAGUUUCUGAUCAGCUCAAUGAAAUUACAAAGUUGAAUUUUCUUUUAA